AUUUGUUGUUGAGCAGUCGUCGACCAUUGCGACAGCUAACAUCAUCACAUCACCACAAGUCUUACACAAAAAAGGUAGUUCAGAGACUCUUGAGGGUGGAAUCCCUCCUUGGACAGCUUUAACACACUCAAUUAAAGCCUGAAGACACAUUCCACUGGUGAUUGGACAGGAUGUUGAGCCGUGUUCCUCGUUUGGCUUCAUCCGCCUCCUCAGGCGUGGUCCCACGGGGCGUGGCGGCCGCCGUGAAACGAGACUAUGCCGCCGUAGCUCCCACCAAAGUCGAAUGCUUCAUCGAUGGCAAGAAAGUCUUGGUGGAUCCGGGCACCACCGUCCUCCAGGCGGCUGCUCUGGCUGGUGUGGAGAUCCCGAGGUUUUGCUAUCACGACCGUUUGUCCAUUGCCGGUAAUUGCCGCAUGUGCUUGGUGGAAGUAGAAAAAUCGGCCAAACCCGUGGCGGCUUGUGCCAUGCCCGUGAUGAACGGUUGGAAGGUCAAGACCAAUUCGGAUUUCACGCGGAAAGCGCGGGAAGGUGUCAUGGAGUUCUUGUUGGUGAACCAUCCUCUGGAUUGUCCCAUUUGUGACCAAGGUGGUGAGUGCGACUUGCAAGAUCAGUCCAUGGCCUUUGGCUCGGACCGAUCUCGUUUCACGGACAACGAUAUCUGCGGGAAACGGGCUGUGGAGGACAAGAAUCUGGGUCCCUUGGUCAAGACCGUUAUGACGAGGUGCAUCCAUUGUACCCGUUGUGUGCGGUUCGCUUCUGAAGUGGCCGGAUGUGAAGACCUCGGAACCACUGGACGUGGGAAUGAGAUGCAGAUUGGCACUUAUGUGGAGAAGAUGUUGAUGACGGAGUUGUCCGGCAACGUGAUUGAUCUUUGUCCCGUGGGAGCACUCACCUCCAAACCCUACGCCUUCAUGGCCAGACCUUGGGAGACACGAAAAACGGAGACCAUCGAUGUCUUGGAUGCCAUGGGAAGCAACAUUGUCGUCACACACAGAACUGGAGAGGUGUUGAGGAUCUUACCGCGCAUGAAUGAGGACAUCAAUGAGGAGUGGCUUUCGGACAAAUCUCGUUUCGCUUGCGAUGGUUUGAAGCGUCAACGUCUCACUGAACCGAUGAUCAAGAACAACAACGGCGAAUUGACCCCUUGCUCUUGGGAGGAGGCCAUCGUGACCGUGGCCAAGGUUUUGGACUCCACGGCCGGCGAUAAGAUGGCCGCCGUUGCGGGUGGCCAGGUCGAUGCUGAGGCCCUGAUUGCCUUGAAAGACAUGUUCAACCGUCUUGGAUGCGAAACUCUGGCCACCGAAGAGAUAUUUCCCAUGGAUGGCACGGGUACCGAUUUUCGAUCCAAUUACUUGCUAAACACUGGUAUUGCUGGUGUGGAAGACGCGGAUUUGGUCUUGUUAAUUGGAACCAAUCCUAGAUACGAGGCUCCCCUGUUUAACGCUCGUUUAAGGAAAUGCUGGAUCCACAAUGAAUUGGACGUGGCCAUGGUUGGUCCAAAAGUAGACCUCACUUACGAUUACGAACAUUUGGGGGAUUCGUCCAAUGCCAUUGAGGAGCUGUCCAAUGGAUCGCAUCCCUUCUUCAAGAAGUUGGCCGCGGCCAAAAAUCCCAUUGUGAUUGUGGGAUCUGAGUGCUUGCAACGCGAAGAUGGAGGCGCCGUGUAUACUCACGUUCAGAAGUUGGCCGAAGCCAUUAAGGCUCAAAGUGGAUGUCCAGAUGAGUGGAAGGUCCUCAAUGUUCUCCACAGAGUCGCUAGCCAGGUGGCUGCUUUAGAUAUCGGAUAUCAAGCUGGUGUCUCUGCCGUUCGCGAGGCCAAACCCGAUGUUCUCUUCCUUUUGGGUGCCGAUGCUGGUGCAAUCACCCGAGCCGAUUUGCCCAAAGAUUGCUUUGUUAUCUAUCAGGGUCACCAUGGCGAUGCUGGGGCUGAAUUAGCAGAUUGUGUCUUGCCUGGUGCUGCAUAUACGGAGAAACAAGGGACUUAUGUCAAUAUGGAGGGUCGAGCUCAACAAACCAUCCCCGCUCUGACUCCACCUGGUCAGGGUAGGGAUGAUUGGAAAAUCAUCAGAGCUUUGUCUGAGGUCGUGGGUGAAACCCUUCCGUACGACACCCUUCCCGAGAUCCGAGCCCGUUUGAACGAGGUGGCCCCCAAUUUGACGAGGUAUGGAUUGCUGGAAGAGGCCAAUUUCUUCAAAGAGAGCGCCAAAUACGCGGCCGAGAAGAACAAGAACUCCAUCUCGAACCAAUCGAUCGACGUGAAGAUCAAGGUCCUCGAGGACUUCUACAUGACGGACCCCAUUAGCAAGGCCUCGCCCACUAUGGCCAAGUGUGUGGCAGCAGUGAAGCAGCAAAAGCAGGCACAAUAUGUCAAAUCAUAAGCGUGUAAAUUAAUAAAAUUAUGCUACUA
Molecule: messenger RNA, 2407 nt
Organism: Tigriopus californicus
Lineage: Eukaryota; Metazoa; Arthropoda; Copepoda; Harpacticoida; Harpacticidae
Gene: ND-75
Product: NADH-ubiquinone oxidoreductase 75 kDa subunit, mitochondrial-like
Exons: 11
Coding region: 171-2378 (735 amino acids)
Biological process (GO): ATP synthesis coupled electron transport
Cellular component (GO): membrane
Molecular function (GO): NADH dehydrogenase (ubiquinone) activity; iron-sulfur cluster binding
Source: RefSeq, a predicted model, not a curated record